Messenger RNA from Clonostachys byssicola, 843 nucleotides. The record is from the annotation of a GenBank genome assembly. Lineage: Eukaryota; Fungi; Ascomycota; Sordariomycetes; Hypocreales; Bionectriaceae.
AUGAGUAUGGACGAUAAGCCGGCUAUCGUGCUCUUCAGUGGCGGCUGGCACACGCCGGAGACCUACAGCAAACUGACGAAAGCGCUGGCUGCCGCUGGCCUCGACGUACACUGUCCCAGAAAUCCUUCCACCCACCAAAUACGUCCGCCGACGUCGAGCCUCGCCCAAGACUCGGAGAACAUGCGCAGCUAUGUAUCCAACCUGAUUGAUGGAGGCCGUCGAGUUGUCGCACUGGGCCAUUCUUACGGCGGACAGGUCAUGACGAACUCCCUUCAUGGGUUGGGUGUCGAUGCCCGCAAGGAGAAGAGUUUGGUGGGGGGAGUCACUGAUUUGAUCUAUCUUUGUGCAUUUGCCUUGGAGGAGGGUGGUUCCUGUGUGUAUAACCCUACUUCCCUACUGCCAUCUGUCUCAUUAACCCUGGCCCCUUCGAUAGUGUUCAGCAAGGUCAAGGAAAUGGGGCACGAAGAACUGAUGCCUCUCGCAUUCGAUUUCGCCGGCGACAUGACCGUUCUUGCGCGCGACCCGAGAAGCCAGCUCGUUGGACAACACUAUGACGAUGCCGAGGUGGAAGAGUAUCUCAACAGCCUGGUCCUUUGGAACGGUCAGUGCAUGUACGACAAAAUCGAGCACUGCGCCUGGAGAGAGAUUCCCAUCACGUACGUCUACACGCUCAACGACAUGACGGUCCCCCUCGAUUAUCAGAAGUCGAUGGUGGCAGCGAUGGAAGCAGCAGGCCGUGUGCUGAAGACGCAUGAACUAGCCACGGGGCACUGUCCAAAUCUUACGGCUACAAAGGUUGUCGUCAGUAUCUGCGCAGAGGUCGUAGAGGGUCGAAAAUUGUAG